GUGACCGGCGAGCGGGCAGGCCGAGCACGUGCUCUCCACACGCUGCAGCGGAGGAGGAGGAGGCGCCAACAGCACCACCACAGCACGCUUUUAGGCGGAGAUGCCGGAGGAGGCGGCGUCGUGCGAGCUGUGCGGCGCGCCGGCGUCGCAGCGGUGCUCCAUGUGCCGGCAGGCGGCCUACUGCAGCAGGCAGCACCAGAAGCAGCACUGGCCCACGCACAAGGCCGGCUGCCGCUGCUACGAGGUGCGCACGAGCGCGGAACUGGGCCGGCACCUGGUGGCGACGCGCGACGUGGAGGCUGGCGCGGCGGUGCUGGGCGACGCGCCGCUGGUGGUGGGCCCGCGCGUGCACCGCGCCGCCGACGAGGCGCCGGCCUGCCUGGGCUGCCUGCUGCCGCUGCCGCUGCCGCCCGAGGCCGCCGCGCUCGCGCGCUGCCCGCGCUGCCUGUGGCCGCUGUGCGCGCCGUGCGCUGCCGCGGGCGCGCCCGACCACGCGGCAGAGUGCCGGCUGCUGCGGCUGUCCGCGGGUCGCGCCGGUUGGCUGCUCGCCGCCAUCACGCCGCUGCGCUGCCUGCUGCUACAGAAGAGGCACCCGCGCCGCUGGCAGCUGCUCGCGGACAUGCAAGCGCACGAGGACCAGCGCGGGCCCGGCACCGACGCAUACACGGAGUCUGGCGAGGUGUCUGAGUUCCUGCGGAAGAAGGUGCUGUGCGGCGAGGCGGGUGAGGCCGUGGAGGACGCGAGCGACGCGGCGAUCCGGCGCGUGUGCGGCGUGCUGGACGUGAACGCGCUCGACAUCACGCUGCCCGGCGGCGGCGAGGCCAGCGCGCUCUACCCCACCGCCUACCUGCUCGAGCACAGCUGCGUGCCCAACACCAGGCACACCUUCGACUUCCAGCGCGGCUGCCGGCUCACCGUUCGCGCCGCCAAGCUCAUAUCCAGGGGUGAGCACAUCUCGACGAUGUACACGCACGCGCUGUGGGGCACGCAGGCUCGGCGCGAGCACCUGCGCGCCACCAAGUACUUCGAGUGCCGCUGCCCGCGCUGCGCCGACCCCACCGAGCUGGGUACACACCUCAGCGCCAUGCGCUGCCUCGGCACGCUCACCGAGAGUGACGCCCCGGCGUGCGGGGGCAUCCAGCUGCCGACGUCGCCGCUGGACCCCGCCUCGGACUGGCGCUGCGACCGCUGCCCCGUCUCGCUGCCAGCCGCGCACGUCGCAGAGCUCGUGUCGCGCCUGGGAGACGAGGUCGACAAGACGCAGCAGGAGCGGCCGACGGUGGAGAGCCUGGAGACGCUGCUGGAGAAGCUGGACACGUUCCUGCACCCGCACCACUACCACAGCUACUCCGUCAAGCACUCGCUGCUCCAGCUGUACGGCCAGCAGCGCGGCUACGCCAUGGACCAGCUGUCCGACCAGCAACUGGCCAGGAAGGAAGCGCUGUGCCGCGAGCUGCUGCUGACGACGAACUGCCUGGACCCGGGGUACGCGCGGCUGGCGCUGUACACGGGCGUGCUGCUGCACGAGCUGUCCCGCAGCCUGCUGGAGUCUGCCCGCCGCUCCGCCGGGGACCGCUCGGCGCUGGAGCAACUACUGGAGGCGCGAGCGCUGCUGGCCACGGCGCAGCGGGCGCUCCAGCCCGAGCCGCCUGGCAGCGCCGGAGAGCGUAUGCUGCAGCUGGUGCGCGGCGCACAGCACGAGGUCGAGGCCCGCUUCAAGGAGGCCUAACCACCACCCACCGCAGACACACUCUCUCUCUGCAUUCGCCGCGGCCGCUGCGAGCCUCGCGCGGGAACACGUUCUGUGUAGCCAGUUCUCGUAUAUCACAAAUGUCAGGUUGAGCACUUUGUGCACAGGUCGUGGUCCACGAAACUCUUUUGUUCCUAAAGUUUCGUCCAGGACUGCGCUGGAUAUCUUCAGACUCCAUUGAGUCUUUCCGACUCGGACGUCCGAGAGGGACGUAGGCGCUGUAGAAAAGAACAUGUAACCAGAGUUACACUUCAUAGAGAUUAUCCUUGUCGAAAAUAAAACGUAACUAUCGGUUGUAGUCUUGUCAAAGAGAAAAAAACUGUUUAGCGGAUUCUGCAAAGCUUCUUUCCAUAUGUCGCUAAGUUUCAAGCUGUCUUCUUUCCUAUUAAAGUCAUUCCUAUGUUUAUAUUUUUCCGUGGCUCCUCUACAUAAUAGUUCGUCACUGUACAUAAAAUUUUUGUUCCAGGAAACUUCACUUCUUGACUUCCUGACUGAAGAGCAUGUUCUGCUACAGCUGAUUUCUCUAUUUUCCCUAGUCGGCAAAGACUUUUAUGUUCCUUUACCCGUUUUUCGAAAAGUGACGCACUCAGGUGGAUAUUUGCAUGAGAUCUCCAGUCACCAUCGACAAAAAAAAACAGGGGUGUCAUUAAAAGUCUUGUCGAUAGAGCCAAAAGGAUUUGCUCACUGGAAUACCUGGACUCUUAAAACAUGUGAAGCAGAAUUUCGAGAAAAUGGCUACUUUUGGGAAAAAGUACAAAGAAUUCUACGACCAAAUAAUGGAAGGCCGAAGGAGAAGCAUGAAAGCCGGCCGGUGUGGCCGUGCGGUUAAAGGCGCUUCAGUCUGGAACCGUGUGACCGCUACGGUCGCAGGUUCGAAUCCUGCCUCGGGCAUGGAUGUGUGUGAUGUCCUUAGGUUAGUUAGGUUUAAUUAGUUCUAAGUUCUAGGCGACUGAUGACCUCAGAAGUUAAGUCGCAUAGUGCUCAGAGCCAUUUGAGAAGCAUGAAAAACAACGAGAUGGAAGAAUACACUUUCCCUCACUUUUGUUAAAAAAAGUAACAGAUCAAAUCGGAAAGAUUUUACAGAAAUAUGACAUUAGACCGGCUUUAGAUCAGCAAACAAAAUAGGUCAAGCACUUCGAUAUGUAAAGGAUAAACACAGUCCUCUGUCAGCAGGUGGGAUAUAUUUGAAAUUACGUGCACGUGUGGUGAAGUUUAUAUUGGAAUAAUGAAGAGUAGCGUGAAUACACGGGUAAAGGAACAAAGAAGUCUUUGCGACUAAGGAAAAUAGACAAAUUGGCUGUAGUAGAGAAUGCUCCUCACUCAGGAAGUCACAAAGUAAAGUUUUCUGAAACAAAAAUUUUAUCUACGAGGACCAGCUGUUAUCCGCUGCUACGUGGAGAAGUUCAAAUGUUCAAAUGUGUGUGAAGUCCUAAAGGACCAAACUGCGGAGGUCAUCGGUCCCUAGACUUACACACUAUUUAAACUAACUUCAGCUAACUUAUGCUAAGAACAACACACACACCCAUGGGGAGGGGAGGACUCGAAUCUCCGGCAGGAGGGGCCUCGCAAUCCGUGAAAUGGCACCUCAAACCACGUAGCCGCUAAGCGUGGCGUAGAGAAGUCAUCCAAAAAUGUAAACAUAGGGAUAAUUUUAAUAGAAACGAAGAGACCAUGAGACUUAGCGAUAAAUGGACAGCAGCUCCGUAGAAUCACUAAACAGUUUUUUUUUUUUUUUUUUUUUUUUUGUCUUCAACUAGACGACAAUCGAUAGUUGAGUUUUUACCUUUCACGAGGAUAAUCUCUAUUUAUCACGUGUAACCUCGGCCACACCCCCUCAUAUAUAUAUAUACUUACUGCAACCUACAUCCUUAUGAAUCUGCUUAGUGUAUUCAUCUCUUGGUCUCCCUCUACGAUUUUUACCCUCCACGCUGCCCUCCAAUGCUAAAUUUGUGAUCCCAUGAUGCCUCAGAACAUGUCCUACCAACCGGUCUCUUCUUCUUAUCAAGUUGUGCCACAAACUCCUCUUCUCCCCAAUUCUAUUCAAUACCUCCUCAUUAGUUAUGUGAUCUACCCAUCUAAUCUUCAGCAUUCUUCUGUAGCACCACAUUUCAAAAGCUUCUAUUCUCUUCUUGUCCAAACUAUUUAUCGUCCAUGUUUCACUUCCAUACAUGGCUACAGUCCAUACAAAUACUUUCAGAAACGACUUCCUGACACUUAAAUCUAUACUCGAUGUUAACAAAUUUCUCUUCUCCAAAAACGCUUUCCUUGCCAUCGCCAGUCUACAUUUUAUAUCCUCUCUACUUCGACCAUCAUCAGCUAUUUUGCUCCCCAAAUAGCAAAACUCCUUUACUACUUUAAGUGUCUCAUUUCCUAAUCUAAUUCCCUCAGCAUCACCCGACUUAAUUCGACUACAGUCCAUUAUCCUCGUUAGACGUCCUACCAGUCAGUCGGCAAGACUAAAUGGAGAGCAACACCUCUGAAAUCCAGCGCAGUUCUGGACGGAAUGUUAGGAACAGAAGAGUUUUGUGGACCAAGACCUUAUACGUCGAAAGGUCUUACCAGCAGCAGUGUCAUCCAAUCGUCAAAGCCUUCAUUUUAAAAGUGAGUGCAAAGCCCGCUCAGUCAACUGACAUACCUGUCACCCACAGGAGAAAACGCUCUAAUACCAUGUAAGACCUACUGUAAGCUUGACAAUGGCCUCAUUUCGGCGAUGAAGGAAGUCCAUAACUUUCUUCAGGUUAGCCAUACCCUGUUGAAACCGUCGACAUUUCGAUCUUAUGGAGCUACCAAAUUUCAGGGAUGAUGAUUGCUACGCUUCAUCCGAUUUUCCAAGUGGUCCCAGCCAUUUUCUAUCGGAUUAUCAUCAGGUGUCUCAGCGUCGCAGUCGCCGUACCAUAAGAUACCGGAGUGUUUGUCGAAUCAGGAAGGGAAUAUCGGCAGCCCUCUGAACACUUUUCACGAUGAAUCAAUCCGCUCCAUUUGUGCUUGAUAAAUUCUUUAUCCCGAUAAAAUCGUACACAUGAACUGGGUUUCAGAAUGUAAAUCGCAUCUUCAGGUGCUAAAAGAAAAAAAAGGGGGAAACCAAGAGCGAUUCUUCAUAGAAUUAAUUAACACUAUAAGGGUCCAAACAAAUGUGAACAUCAGGAUUGUAACAAUUAAGCACAUGUUGUCAGACUAACGUAAUCUAUGAACCAACUGUGAACCACUAGACAUGUGGCAUCAGUUUAAGAAAUCAAAAUUAAUGCAUAAAAGCGGCAGACUGCCAAUUUGUGAACCUCAGAAGUAGCUAGCCAUGCAAGUGCCCAGCCGCCGUAUAUCGUGGAGGCCCAGCGAGACCGGUCAGCACGAUGCCGCUCGGGCCGCUGACACGCUUGAGUACACACAUUCGUCAGGGAGUGGUUGCCACCGGAACUAAUGCCGAGGGCGGGAGGGGCCACCGAAGAAAUCAUAGCUAACAACAAGGCCACACACUCAGGUUUCCUCCCAAACGCUACCCGCUACUAAUAGCACUCGAACUACCUUAUUUAUGCGUUGCAUUAGCUAAGACAGGCCUAGUACAGAGCAACCAAUAAAAGCAAGACAUGUAAUGUAUAAUGCAAUUGUCAAGAAAGAAAUCAAUAAAAGUGUAUAAUGAAAUUGUCAAGAAAUAUAAUAAAACUGUAGAAAAAAAUUAAUAAAACCAUUGAAUAAAAUAUAAACGAUGCCAAACCUGCAUACCACAAUUUAUGGCUUUGAAUACUGUUGUUGAUAUUUCGGAAGACGGGAAUGUCCACGAUGUAAUCAUCGUAAAGGUGUAGAAGAAAUCGCAAGACUCGUUCGUCGAGAAUGUUGAAGUAAACAUCCUAGUUAAGUGUGUAUGUGAAAUCUUAUGGGAGUUAACUGCUACGGUCAUCAGUCCCUAAGCUUACACACUACUUAACCUAAAUUAUCCUAAGGACAAACACACACACCCAGGCCCGAGGGAGGACUCGAACCUCCGCCGGGACCACCUAGUUAAGUGUUCACGGCAAUCUGAAUGAGUGACCCAAGUCACGGUACGAAGGACACACCCAAAAUACAACAGUCAAUCUGAACUACAUACUCCACACGCUAUGGGCUAAACAUCUUAUUAGGUCGUCGGUACACUCGACACCUUGCGUUAUUUCAGAGGAGGCAAACUCGUGACUUUUCGGAUCGCACUACACUGCUCCGCUCAACUCCUGUCCAGUUUUUGUGCUGUUUGGCCCACGAAAGACAUGCAACUUUGUGGCACUGCGA
Molecule: messenger RNA, 6007 nt
Organism: Schistocerca serialis cubense
Lineage: Eukaryota; Metazoa; Arthropoda; Insecta; Orthoptera; Acrididae
Product: SET domain-containing protein SmydA-8-like
Exons: 8
Coding region: 101-1729 (542 amino acids)
Source: RefSeq, a predicted model, not a curated record